Messenger RNA from Penicillium roqueforti, 1434 nucleotides. RefSeq lists its product as uncharacterized. The record is from RefSeq and is a predicted model, not a curated record. Gene Ontology annotation, molecular function: protein folding chaperone; protein-folding chaperone binding. The coding region runs from base 1 to 1434 and encodes 477 amino acids. Gene Ontology annotation, cellular component: cytoplasm; nucleus. NCBI's taxonomy places the organism in Eukaryota, Fungi, Ascomycota, Eurotiomycetes, Eurotiales, Aspergillaceae. The transcript is spliced from 2 exons.
AUGUCAACUGCCACUGUGAUCGUUGAUGCCUACGCUAUCCUAGGAGUUGAGCGACAUGCCAAACUCCCUGACAUUAACAUUGCUUACAAGCGUCUUGCCUUGAAGCUCCAUCCAGACAAGGCUGGAAACUCUGCAACGACCAUUGAGAGAUUCAGAAAAAUUCAAGAUGCUGUCGAGAUUCUCCGUGACGAAGACCGUCGACGCUUACUUGAUGAGGCCCUGCAAAAGAAGGCCAAGAGACAUCUAGCCCCCGAGGAUGAAACACCAACAUGGGCUUACAAGGGCAACUACAAUCGUCCGCCAAAGCGAGAACGCCAUGGAUACGAGUCCAACUGGCCAAGCCAAUGUAGCGAGCCAGCAUCGAAACACAAGCCAAGGGAUCGACGUCAGCACAGCCAUACCUACUACUACAGUUACGGAACAAGUGUGCACAUGGACCCAGAGUCAGCCGAAUCCAAGGCGAGACGGGCACAAUUUGAAGCAGAGAAUGUCCAGUGGGAGAACGAAUGGGCUGGCAUUGAUCCCGAAGUGCAGAAGGCACGGGCAGAGCUCCGCAGGGAAAACAUGCGGGCUCGAAUGAAACGUGAUCUAGCAGAUAUGGCGAAGGAUCACGAUGGAGAUACCAAAUUUGCCGAUACCGUUGAUAAUGUUAUCGAAGGAGCUUUAGACGAUCUCGAAUUUGGCUACGAGCAUAAUUUGGUGCAUCUCCUGCCUGAGAAGAACAUCAAGACCUGCAAUCCUGCCGACACAUUUGACACGUUUGCCUACGAAUACUCCAGAAAGCUCCGUUCCUAUGACGAGUAUCCAAUUCACUCUGAUUGUGCUUCUGUUGCUAACAAUGAUUCGCCCUUUGGCCUCUCAACAAGUAGCAACUCCAGCAACUUCACCGAUUCGCCCUUUGGCUUCUCAACAAUUAGCAACUCCACCAGCUUCACUGACUCACCCAACAAGCACUCGAAUUUCAAGGCCACCGUUGAGGAUUUCGAAUCUCCCACCGACGAUCCCGAAUCUGCCACUGACGAUUCCAAUUUUGAUGUUGACAAACUGAUCAACUCCUACAUGGUGGGCCAUGAUUCGUUGCUCCCUCUAAUCUCAUUCCUCGAGCAAAAGCUCGCGGACCCCCAUGGACGCUACACCCCCAACGAUCUUGCUGGUGAACUUAAUGGCCUUAUGCUGGAGAUCUAUUGUGGAUGGUUGGAAGAAGUUCGUCUUUCAGUCCCGAACGCCUCGCCUAUUACAAUUGGGAACGAUCCCAGCUUUUGCUCCCACCUUGGGUUAUGGUACAAGGACUUCUGCCGUCCCAUGUGCAGUGAUUGCAACUUGUGGAUGCCUUCAUUCACCCUCACCUGCCCUGGCUGUGGCAUCAAGGCCUGUGUCAGAUGCAAGUUCACGAGCUACGGCUUUCUAUUGGAGUCUGUUACGCAGGAGCAGUGA